CUUUCCAACGGUCAUCAUAGCAGGCAAUUCGCAGCAUGGUUGACACGUGGUUCGCAGCUUUCGUAGAUCGCAUUGGAGAAGAGUGCUCUGGAGAUCGACAGAAUGUCGGGACUAUAGCGGCAACGACGACAGGCUUCAACGACACUAUUGACUUCCUCUUCCUACGACAUGUUCUCGAAGAUGCUGAAACCUGUCUUCAUCGUGCAUCCCUUCCCCCUCUCAAUGUCUAUGUCGAUGAAUCCAACGACAAAGUUUUGGACAGAUUGCCGGGCAAUUUUCAAUCUUACAGACAACCUGAAAGAAGCCGAUCAUACUCCAUUGAACGCACCAGAACAUACGCCCGACUACCUUGCGAUGUUGACAUGCCUCCUCAUCGCCUGGAUCUCAAACAGAGCUGCAUUUACACCAUUCAACAAAACCUCUUAGUACAAAAUGGAUUGAUGAGAAACGCACGUGUGCGUGUGGCCGCUCUGCAUUGUCGGUUCGUCGAAGUCCAACUCAUCAAUACAUUCGAAAGCCGCAAUACCCCCCCUCCUCAACUUUGCGUUCCGUCCAAACUGUUUGUCCCGGACAUUGAGUCAAAGACUGCUUCCUUUGCGACGCAUAUGCGGCGACGUUUAAUGCAUGAACCAUACUCGACCUUCGAACAGAGAGCCAUUUGUUCACGGUCAAUUGUACACGACGUUGUCGAGGGUGAGAAUGCGGAGACACGAUGUGUCUAUUUGCAGAGGCGAAAGAGGGGCAAGGCUGCUAAUGUUGUAUUUCCUGAGUUGCUACUAUAAACACAGUAUAUCGUCGAAGAGCCGACCGAAGGGGUGUCCUUGCAAUGUGUAAGAUAAAAUAUGUCUGUAUACUACAAUGCUAC
Messenger RNA from Suillus subaureus, 865 nucleotides. RefSeq lists its product as uncharacterized. The coding region runs from base 36 to 782 and encodes 248 amino acids. Lineage: Eukaryota; Fungi; Basidiomycota; Agaricomycetes; Boletales; Suillaceae. The transcript is spliced from 3 exons. The record is from RefSeq and is a predicted model, not a curated record.